AGAGUAGAGUACAAAAACCAAAGGAAAACCAUGCUCUAACCGUAAUUGAAAGUUUUAUCAGAACUAAAAAAUGGCGCAAACACAAUUAAAUUAUCAUUACUUCUCUCCAAAGAUUCACCAAAGCCUACACCCAAAACACACAGAGUCACAUAAGCCCUCCUGUGAUUCUCCUCUUGCAAAUCUCACCUCUCUCACCUACUCUCUCUGAUCCCCCUCAAACCCAAAAUAGAAGUAAAAGGAUUUAACCAUGAAACCCACGAUGUUGUAUCUUUAAUGUGAGAGAAGCGUAAAACCUAUGCUUUUUCAAGAGGCAAUGUGAGAAACUCGUAAACCAGAUUCAUCACACACAGAAUGGUGGCUGCCUUUCCUCAAGCAGCAGCAGCAGCUACUAGUUCAACUGACAAAACCCCUAAUCUAACAAGACCCCCACUUUUACCUGCAGGGAAAGACCAACAACAAAACAAUGGGAGUGCACACAUUGCAACAAGAAAACCCAGAGGCAAACAAGUCCCUUCUAGGUACCUCUCUCCCUCUCCUUCCACUUCUACGACAACGACCACCACCACCACCACCACCACCACUUCAAGUUCUUCAUCUUCAAGCUCUUCAUUCCCAAAGAGACUUCCUUCUCCGUUACUUUCAAGGUCUACCAAUUCUGGAACUUCACACACAACAUCAACAACAACUGCCAGUCCUUUUCUUUCUGGGUCUAAAAGAUCCCAAUCUGUUGAUAGAAGAAGGCCUGUUACUUCUUCAAGGGAAACAACACCAAACCCACAAGGCAAUGCUGAAAUGUCAGCUGCGACGAAGAUGUUGAUUACUUCAACAAGGAGUUUAUCAGUUUCUUUUCAAGGUGAGGCCUUUUCACUUCCAAUUAGUAAAGCUAAGUCUGUGACAUCACCACAAAAUAACGUGGCCAGAAAAGCCACUCCUGAGAGGAGGAGAGCUACUCCUGUGGGGGAUCAGGGUGAGAAUUCUCGGCCUGUGGAUCACCAUAGGUGGCCCGGCAGGAGUAGAGAAGGGAAUUUGAAGGAGCGGAAUCAACUGUUGUCUAGGAGUUUGGAUUGUAGUGUUGUUGGUUGUGGUGGAGAUAAGAGGGUUGUUGGAUCUGGGUUAGUGGGGGUUAAGUCAUUGCAGCAGUCUAUGAUGGUUGGUGAGGGUAGGAGGUUGAGUUUGGAUUUAGGCAAUAUUGCUAAGCAAAACACAGAUACUAUUUCAGUUAAUGAGUCAUCUUAUACUGGUGAUCUCACUGCUUCUGAUAGUGAUAGUGUCUCCUCUGGUAGCACUUCUGGAGUGACAGAAAUUGGUAAAUGGAAAACCGGGGCUCGUGGCAUUGCUGUUUCGGCAAGGUUUUGGCAGGAAACUAAUAGCAGGAUGAGGAGAUUGCAAGAUCCAGGUUCACCCUUAUCUACUAGUCCCGGUUCUAGAAUGGGUGUUUCACCAAAGGCUAUUCAAUCACAAAGGUUUAGUAGUGAUGGUCCUUUGGCUUCUCCAAGAAUGAUGGCAGCAUCACCUAUUAGGGGAGCUACAAGACCUGCAUCUCCUGGUAAGCUUUGGACAUCUUCAUUUUCAUCUCCGUCUAGAGGGAUGUCUAGUCCUUCAAGGAUGAGACCAAUGAGCAGCAGUACACCUUCCAUUCUUAGUUUCUCUGUUGAUUUAAGGAGAGGGAAGAUGGGGGAGGAUAGAAUUGUCGAUGCACACAUGUUGAGGCUUCUGUAUAACCGUUAUUUGCAAUGGCGAUUUGUAAAUGCAAGGGCAGAUGCUACCUUCAUGGUGCAAAGACAGAGUGCAGAGAAAAAUUUGUGGAAUGCAUGGGUAACAAUCUCAGAACUACGGCAUUCUGUCACUCUCAGAAGAAUCAAGUUAAUAUUGCUGAGGCAAAAGCUGAAGCUAACUUCUAUCCUCAAGGGACAAAUUGCUCAUUUAGAAGAAUGGUCUCUUCUUGACAGAGAUCAUUCAAGUUCCCUUGAAGGAGCAACUGAAGCUCUGAAGGCCAGUACCCUUCGCCUUCCAGUUGUUGGAAAAGCAGUGGCCGAUGUACAAAAUCUGAAGGAAGUUGUCAGUUCAGCUGUUGACGUGAUGCAAGCAAUGGCAUCCUCAAUAUGCUCACUAUCAUCAAAGGUGGAGAGCAUGAAUUCGUUGGUGGAUGAACUUUUGAAUGUGACUGCUAAGGAAAGACGCAUGCUUGAACAAUGUAAAGGUUUCUUAUCCGCCUUAGCAAUCGUGCAGGUUAAGGACUGUAGCAUGAGAACACAUACAUUACAACUAAAUCGUUUGCCAACUACCAGCAGCCUGACAACACAUGUGUAGAACUGAUCUCACUUGACCACUCACUCUAAAAUGCUAACAUGACACCCGACUCUUCCUUUUCUAUUGGGUGGAGGUGAAGGUAAUAAACAUGGACUGGAUAGUUAGUUUUGGCUUCACGCUUGGCAUUUUCUUGAACCACUUGUGGUCUUGUAUUGCUUUUAUUCCAUGUAUCUUUAUAUCCCAUGACGGGAAAUGGUUUGUCGCCUCCUACUAAUUAGCUGUAUACAAUGCAAAAAGAAAGUAAUUGUGUAUAUAUAUGUAUCAUUUAUGGUGGUUCAUCUGAUUACUCAAAAUUAUGUCGUUCUUGGCCUGCUUGAUCUUGCAAUCUGAACAUGGUGUUGUGAACU
Messenger RNA from Populus euphratica (Euphrates poplar), 2657 nucleotides. Its product is annotated as QWRF motif-containing protein 2-like. Gene Ontology annotation, biological process: spindle assembly. Gene Ontology annotation, molecular function: microtubule binding. NCBI's taxonomy places the organism in Eukaryota, Viridiplantae, Streptophyta, Magnoliopsida, Malpighiales, Salicaceae. Gene Ontology annotation, cellular component: nuclear microtubule; cytoplasm. The record is from RefSeq and is a predicted model, not a curated record. The coding region runs from base 352 to 2310 and encodes 652 amino acids. The transcript is spliced from 7 exons.